AUGGAGGCCAUAAUCCAAGGGACCAUCAGUGCCCUGGGUUACUUGGAAGAUGGUGUUUACUAUCAAGAGCCAGACUGUUACGAAACUAUUCGUGAUCUGAUUCGGUUCCUUCGCAAUGACAGCAAUACUCUGCUUGCUCGCAAGAUAUGUGGAGAGCGAAAUAUCAUCGCCAACGAUCUGAUUCCAAUCAUCAAGUCGGAAAAUCUUAAAGAAAAGAUGUUCGAUAUAACUCUGAGGCUAUUGGCGAACCUUAUCCAACCUGCUAUUGUAAGUUUACAAGGGAAGCAACCAGAAGACCGCGAAGAAUGGCAAACUUAUUGGUUACUGGAGGGGAAUCUCAGAAGAGCGAAACUAGCAUUUGCUGAUGUUAAAUUCUUUCAAGUCCUAAAAGGGAAACUGGAGAAGUAUUUCCUUGAAACGGAUUGGGAAGACCGCCUUGAAGAAGAUCGACUCGUUAUGGAGCGAAUAAUAGUACUCCUGCGAUAUAUUUUCGCUAUUCCUCCUACUGAUAGAGAUGGGAAGAGGUGUACAGUGGAUUCAAGCAGUCACGACAGAGUUAUUUCAGCAUUUCUGGAAUCCGGCGUAGAACAAGUACUAAUUCAUAUAGCAUCACAGUCAGUGGAGCGCGAUUUCCAUCUUUCAGUUCUGGUCAUCUUUGCACUCAUUGUGAAGGAACAUAAUGCUGAAGAUAUAGUUGCUGCUGGUCGAGAUAAAACAGCAGCUGAAAGAGAAAAAGCUGAGGAAGAGUUGCGUCGAGUUGUUGAGGUCGAGCAGAUGAGGUUAAAUGCGCAGAGGAGGAAGGUCUUAGCCAGUAGACAUUCUCGGUUUUCCGGGUCGUAUAUCGUAAAAGGCGUCUCUGCAGUGAACAAAGAAAAAGAUCUAGUUGUAGUCAAACCCAUUAAGGAUGUAAACGAUCUUAAUUUCUUGGAUGAAAGGAAGGUUAAGAAGAGAGUAGCGAAAAAUCGGAGGCCCUUUGAUGCACAGGAAAGGACGCAUUUAUCUUCGAUGGAACUUCGAGUGAAACUAAAAAAAUUUGUCGAGGAAGUCUUAUCGAGAUGUUUUAAUCGCUUGAUAAAGAGCACGAAGGAAGUGGCGUUCGACACAAGGCUUUCUGCCGGCCAACGAAAUGCCGACAUUCAUUUUUUUCUUUUCAUGGCUUUCAUGUUGAAAUAUGCUCGUAUGGCCAAGAGUGCUGUCUCUGAUGUCUCUGGUUGUUUGAAUGUCGAGGCUUUUCAUCAUAUUCAAGUUCAUCUUGACAGCUAUCUGGAAAGCGCAGCAACUAUGCGAAAAGAGGCAAAGCAUUAUGGGAUUAGGGCUCAGCAUGCCUUGACUGCUUACAAAGAGCUAAUUUUGUUCCACCAACAUCUUCUUAGCAACGGUUCGACUGAGGAAAAAGAGCUUUCUCAAAGAAUAUGUGAUCAUAUUUUAGUUGUUGAAGAAUAUCGCGAGAUGGGACUAAUGUUGAUGCGGAAAUUCAUGCCUGGAGUAUUUUCAAAAAGUUUUCUCCGCGAUCUGGUAUUAUCAAUGCACUACUACUUCCGUUUGCUUGAGAAGAGAGUUAAGUCUGGAGAACUCACUACUGUGAAGAAACGGAGUAAAGUCAGGCGAAGACCAACGAAGAACAGUAAGCAUGCAGAAUUGUUUGGACCCGAGCCACUCCCUGCUGUUGUGGAUAGUUUAAAUGGGGAAGAACUUGAGAAGAAGUGGUCGCACAUCAGCGAGGAGUUGAACGAAAUUGUUUUUGGCCAUAAAGAAGCAUCAUCUGAUCAAAUUCCUAUAAAUUCGUUGUUGGACGUAGAUGAGGAACUGCACCAAAAAUUUGCUAUGCUUAAAGUUCAACGCGCCAUGCGUGAAGGACGCCCGAGUGACGCCGUAGGACUCUACAAAGCAUCGAGAGCCAUGUGGUUAUCUGAUGGAAUUUUCGGCGAUGUGGAUAUGGAUGGGGAGAAAAUGGUAGCAGAGUUCCGUGAAAUAUUCUUUACUGAUCUCAAACAGGUUGCUGACCAGCUACUCACUGCGGAAUUAGAAGCACAAAAAAGGUUUACGGCGAACUCAUUGAUCGAUGGAGGAGAUGUAGAGGAUAUGUACAGUGACGAAGAUGAGGAGGACGAGCCCAAAUACGAAACAAAAGAGGUAAAUUUCGACUUUGAAGAGUAUGUUGGGAAAUACACAAAAAUGGAAGUUUUGCGAUGGUAUGUCUUUCUUCUCAAAGACUUUGCUACAAAUUCAGAUGAACUAAAUAAAGCUUUAGUAAAGCUUCUUCAUCGAGUUGCGUUUGAUCUGAAAAUGCCGAGCAAGCUGUUCCAGUUGUCGUUGUUCCGAAUUUUUGCUGAAGUACGGGUACAUUUUGAAGGCAUGACGAAGGAGAAUAUGAAGAAAAGUCGAUUUUUUGAAUUGUACACUUUUGGCUACCAUUUAUUGAAAAAAUUCUUCUCUUGCUUCGAAACUCUUGGGGAUAAAAUGGCACCUGAAAUUCUCUUCUGGAAAGGCGCCAAGGAAUGUUUCGAAAUCGAAAAUGGUUAUGGCUCUUAUGACGAUAGAAAGAACACAAAACAAGACAACGCUUGGACUUGGUCUGAUGACUUAGAAGAUGAGUUGCGUUCGCUCUACAAUGAGUAUCGGGAUAUGGAUGAGAGGCCAGAAGGAAUGGAUGUUCUCGAUUUCAUUGAGCCCAAUCUCAGUCGACCGCGAACACGCAAACAAAUUCUGCAAAAGCUCAAGGAGUUCAAUUUGGAUCCUCUUGGAGCAAGAGCAAACAAAGGAUCAAUCAUGGAUCGCAACUUCCCAAUUGUUCCAAUGAAGCAAAUCAUAGAGGAAUAUAACGCCAAGGAACAGAACGAAGAAGAUCUUGUGAACUUCAUCCGCACUCGCUUAUCUGAGACUCAUGGCGAGUUUUCAAGACAGAAAAUAAUUAAGCAAAUGAAUUAUCUUGGAAUCGGCUAUGAAAAGAAGACAAUUUCAAAAAAGCAUAAGGAGUGGUCUGAAGGGUUACGAACAGAGCUUGCGGCCCUAAAGCAACAAUACGAUGAAAUGGAUGCGGAGGAUCACGAACUAAUAGGUGUGGUUGAUUACGUAAUGCGGCGUCUAAGUGAGAAGAAACGAAGACGAGAAGUAGAACGAGAGCUCGAGGCACUCGGAGUCAUCAUUAAACCGCGCGACAAACCAAAAAUUACCAAGAAAAAACAAAAAGAAAUCACCGACGUUAGUGACGAUGAUGGCGAUCAUCCUGGCAGUAGCCAUCGCAGCGACGACAGCGAUGCUGAACUAGAUCUUGAAAGUGUUUCGAAUGACCAUCGCAGCGAAGAUUUGAGAAGGUUGGAGGAAUUGGACGUUGAGAAUAUCGAUCCAACCGCCGGCACUGAUGGGGUGCUACACAUAGAAGAUAAGCAGGGAAGCAGUAUAACACCUACGUUGGAAAUCGAGAAAGUCAAGAGUGUUCCUGAAGAUUCACCUGUUAAACCAUUGGCCAAAAGGAAACGAGUUCUGGAGAGCUCAGAUGAAGAGGACAAUGCAACAGUGAGGAAACGAGUGCUAGAGAGUUCAGAUGAGGAGGACAAUGCAAACGUGGAUUUCAGUAAAGAGAAAACCCCAGAAAAUGACUUCCCAGUUGCUGCUAGAGCGAAGAAACAUCGAGUAGUUCUUAGCGACUCGGAUGAAGACUGA
This is a messenger RNA of Necator americanus (New World hookworm), 3663 nucleotides long. RefSeq lists its product as uncharacterized. NCBI's taxonomy places the organism in Eukaryota, Metazoa, Nematoda, Chromadorea, Rhabditida, Ancylostomatidae. The coding region runs from base 1 to 3663 and encodes 1220 amino acids. The record is from RefSeq and is a predicted model, not a curated record. Gene Ontology annotation, molecular function: DNA binding. Gene Ontology annotation, biological process: DNA replication checkpoint signaling; DNA repair; replication fork arrest. Gene Ontology annotation, cellular component: replication fork protection complex. The transcript has 31 exons.